Messenger RNA from Nicotiana tabacum (common tobacco), 705 nucleotides. The record is from RefSeq and is a predicted model, not a curated record. NCBI's taxonomy places the organism in Eukaryota, Viridiplantae, Streptophyta, Magnoliopsida, Solanales, Solanaceae.
AUGACUCUCAUCACCAUUUUGGAAAUAGAUAUUUUCGAUGUGCGAGGUAUUAAUUUCAUGGGUCUAUUUGUUAGCGCUUGUGGGAACAUCUACAUUCUAGUCGCGGUGGAUUAUGUAUCUAAAUGGGUCGAGGCUGUUGCUUUGUCAAACAAUGAAGAAAGGAGUGUGGUGACAUUCUUGAAAAAGAAUGUCUUUACGAGGUUUGGUACCCCAAGGGCUAUUAUUAGUGAUGGGGGGACUAUACCUGGAAAAAUUUGGCCAAGUGUUGAAAUUAUGCGGACUGCACAAAAAUAUUGCAAACGCAGAGAAGGGUCUGCGACCGCACAAUUCUUUGUGCGAACGCACAACUACAGAUCCAAAAUCACCAACUCUCUGAAGUUGGAAUUUGCAGGAAAGUGGCCAAAAUGCGGCCACACACAAAAGUAUGCGGCCGCACUCAUUUUUGUGUGGACCGCAGAGCUCAAUUCAUGUACAGGUAAAGAGUGCAGGCCGCACUCAAAAUUGUGCCGCCACGCUCAGAUACCUACAUUCGGUGAGGCUUUGGCCGACAUUACCCUUGGAGCAGUGCCACUCGAUCUUGCAGGAAGUGACCGGCCUGAGAUCUCGGGCUCCCAAAUCGCCCUUCGAAGUGUUCUGUUGAGGAGAAAUCAGUCUCCCAGAUUUUACCGUGUACAGAUAGUCUACACGUUUCUUAGAGGAAAGUGA